GUUGGCGGGAUGGAGACGCUGACCUUCCCCCGCUACAGCCCCGACGACAUCGUCAGCUACCUCCGCAGCCACGUCCUGGCGGGCGCCGAGGCCCGCAAUCUGGUCAAGGGCGACGUGUUCGGCAACCCCAAGCUUGAAGUUUUACACAUGAUUUACAUGAGAAUCCUGCAGAAGGUAUAUGGAAUCCGCCUGGAGCAUUUCUACAUGAUGCCAGUCAACGUUGACAUAAUGUAUCCACAGAUAUUUGAAGGCUUUCUACCUGUUUGUAACUUGUAUAUUCACAUGGAGCGCUUACUUCCAGUGUGCCGGAUUAACGAUUUUCAAAUUGCUGAUGUGUUAAACCCAAAAACAAAGAGGACAGCUCGCUUCUUGAGUGGCAUUCUCAACUUUGUAAAUUUCAGAGAAUUCCGACGUGAGGUCUACUUGGCGUUACAACUGAACUAUAAAUCAGCUAUGGAGAAACACCAACAACUAGAGACUGCAAAUCGGGAGGCAGCAGCGAAGCUGGAGAAACUGAACACUGUUCCAGUUGAACAUCAAGCAGAGGUCAAGCAACUGACAGAUAACAUUCGAGAACUGGAGCAACUACUAAGGCAAGACUACCGUCGGAAACAAACAGCAUUGCAAGAAGUGAUUUCACAAAAGAAGUCAGAUAUUGCAGAGAGUACCCGAAAACUGAAUGAGCUUAAAGUGACAAUGGCUACUUUGAAAGAAGAACAAGAGCAGCUGAAAUCAAAAAUUGUGGAGAGUCCAGAGGAACUGAAAAAUUACAAAGAACUGAUGAAAGAGACUGUUAAGAAACUCAAGAAAUCCAAGCAAGAAGUUAUUGAGAAAUAUGAAGGUUAUAGAGACCUAGUUGAGGUUCUGCCAUCAUGCCAACUGGAGGUGCAGUUAUAUCAAAAGAAGAUGGAAAGACAGGGAGCAAAUGUGGAGAGACUGGCCAGUGUAUUAGCAGAGGUCAGAAAUCUGGAAGACCAGCUUGAGAGUGCUCAGAUAGAGCUGAAAAAGGGGAAGACAGAUGAAAUGUCCUUAAAAAGGCUGGUCACUGCAAAACACGAGAAGCUGUCUACAGCUGAAAUAAGGAUAAAAAAGAAGCGUGAAGAUGUGGAACAAUAUAAGCACACUGUAUUUGAAUAUUGUAACAAAGUUCAGGAGAAGAGGGGUGCUGUAUAUGAUAAAGUGACAGCCAUUCACAAGGAAAUCCAACAGACAAGGUUCAAAAUUCAGCAGCUGAAUGAGAAUGCUGAAAAAGAAGAAAUGAAAGCCAAGGAAAUAUACCUAAAUCUGAAGGCUGGGUUGGAGAAGCGUCAUGACUCUCUCAUUAAGACAGCAAAGAGUUACGCAGCCUCAAGAGAAGAUAAAAUUGCUGAACUGAAGAAGGGGCUGCUUAGACUUCAGACUCCUGGAAGUAGUUCUUAGACCUGUCUUCACUUGUAUUCCACUUUCAUUAUGUUUAUACUCAUAUCUGAACUCAAAAGCUUGUGCUUUGCAUGGGAUGGAUAAUUAUUCCAGGCAAAAGCCAACUUUCUCAAAAACCAUGUCAGAGCACAUUUAGCUUUCUAGACAGAUCUGACAUCAUGAGCUCCC
Messenger RNA from Haliaeetus leucocephalus (bald eagle), 1587 nucleotides. RefSeq names its product NUF2, NDC80 kinetochore complex component (gene NUF2). The record is from RefSeq and is a predicted model, not a curated record. The transcript is spliced from 13 exons. Gene Ontology annotation, biological process: mitotic spindle organization; meiotic chromosome segregation; kinetochore organization. Gene Ontology annotation, molecular function: protein-containing complex binding. Gene Ontology annotation, cellular component: Ndc80 complex; kinetochore. The coding region runs from base 10 to 1419 and encodes 469 amino acids. NCBI's taxonomy places the organism in Eukaryota, Metazoa, Chordata, Aves, Accipitriformes, Accipitridae.